Xenia sp. Carnegie-2017 is the source of this 1573-nucleotide messenger RNA. RefSeq names its product ubiquitin thioesterase OTU1-like. Gene Ontology annotation, molecular function: cysteine-type deubiquitinase activity. The transcript has 8 exons. Gene Ontology annotation, cellular component: cytosol; nucleus. Gene Ontology annotation, biological process: endoplasmic reticulum unfolded protein response; protein deubiquitination. The record is from RefSeq and is a predicted model, not a curated record. Lineage: Eukaryota; Metazoa; Cnidaria; Anthozoa; Malacalcyonacea; Xeniidae. Bases 202 to 1095 code for a protein of 297 amino acids.
AGUACGCCCCCCCUGGCAAUAGCCCUGGCACAAUGGACAAUGGCAAAUGAAGGGCACUGGUGUUGAUGUAGUGAACAUGAAAAGUAGGAAAGACAAAAGGGAAAAUUUGUGAAGCAAGUUUUUUUUGGAAAUGUCAUUAUUGGGAUGUACUAUUCGUGGUAGUAACGUUGGAAAACUUUGAUCAAUAUAUCCGUAAUCCAAAUGACCUCGUCCAGUGCUAAAGAGAUGGUUCUAAAAUGCCAAUUUGAAGAUGGACAGAGAAAAAUUGUUAAAGGACUACAUCCAACAUCAUUAGUUAAAGAUUUGAAAGAUAAAAUAUUUAGUAUUACUGAUGUACCACAUUUUUCACAAAAAAUUUUAUGUGGAUUUCCACCGAAGGAGAUAAUAUUAACAAAUGAGAAUGCUUGUCUUUCAAGUAUUGGUAUCAAAACUGGUGACACAUUGAUAGUGGUUAAUGACUCACUUCUUUCAAAAUCAUAUUUAAGAACCGAAUCAGGUGCUUUCACUAAACUUACAAGAAGGGUUGUUCCAGCAGAUAACUCAUGUUUAUUUUCCAGUAUAAGUUACAUUAUUCAUGGCAAUACAUCACAUUCUGCUGAGCUUCGACAACUGGUUGUGAAGGAACUAUCAAAUGAUAUACUCACUUACAAUGAAGCUUUCUUAGGAGCAACUAAUAAAGCAUAUUGUGAAAUGAUAAGUGAUCCAGAUAAAUGGGGAGGUGGCAUUGAAAUUUCAAUUUUGAGUAAAGUCUAUCAAAUAGAAAUUGCUGUUGUCAACACUGAAAGUGCAAGAAUUGAUCGUUUUGGUGAGAAUGAAAACUAUACUCAACGGAUGUUUUUAAUCUACGAUGGUAUCCAUUAUGAUCCCUUAGAAUUUAUUACCGUUGAUUCUUCACCACGCACUUUGUUUGAUAUGAAAGAUAAUUGGAUAGCGGCUGCACUCCACGUGGGUGAAGAAGAACAUAAGAUGAAAAAGUUUACAAAUUUGAACAAAUUUCAGCUACGCUGUUUGGUAUGUCGUUUACUACUAAUUGGGCAAACCGCAGCCCGUCAACACGCCAAAGAAACUGGACACAACAAUUUUGGAGAAUGUUAAAGUUAACAUUACGUCGAUGUAAAACAUUGACUCAUUUGAAUGGCACAAGCUUUCUUAUGGACAACCAUAAAUUCUAGUUGUUUACAAAGCCCCGUAUUAAAAUAUGUUGUCCUGUAUUUUCAAUUUUGAAUUUUUUUUUAUUUAAAGAAUUAUGAUUUUCACACCAUUUUGAGGUAACUACCUUUCUUGGUUUCCACGAACAAAGUUGUCAAUCCUUGUUAAAUUGCGUUAAAUACAGCACACUCUUUGUUAUGUUAUGUAUUAAAGCAGAUGUAAUUGAUUGUAUAUAAUGUCUCGAGCAAGAAAUUUUCUAACAGCAAUGUAAGAAAUACAUUUCACAAUAAAAUGUGAUCGUUGGAUUAGAUACCAUUUAUUGCGUUGGUUUAUUUAUUAUGUACAUAGUCUUUUAUCUCAAGAAAUGUUGAAUUUACCUUGUUUAUGAUUUUGUGCAAUUAAACUCUUUUAAAGAAACUCGUAA